Molecule: messenger RNA, 1149 nt
Organism: Malassezia sympodialis ATCC 42132
Lineage: Eukaryota; Fungi; Basidiomycota; Malasseziomycetes; Malasseziales; Malasseziaceae
Gene: NPT1
Exons: 1
Coding region: 1-1149 (382 amino acids)
Biological process (GO): NAD+ biosynthetic process via the salvage pathway
Cellular component (GO): cytosol
Molecular function (GO): nicotinate phosphoribosyltransferase activity
Source: RefSeq, a predicted model, not a curated record
AUGGUCCAUAUCGCGCUGUCGUCGCUGCUGGACACGGACCUGUACAAGCUGACGAUGCAGCAGGCCGUCCUGCAGCACUUCCCGACGGCAGAAGUGACGUGUACGCUCGCCGACUCACACAGACCGCCUCACUGUCCGCACGCCGGGCGCCCUGUUCAGCGAGGCCUGCAUCGAGGCGAUCGAGGCGGCCAUCCAGCGUACGUGCGCGGCGCUCACACAGACCUCGGCACACUGCGGUUCACGCCUGAGGAGAUUGACUGGCUCCGCCAGGCCUGCCCGUACUUCCGCGAGCCGUACCUGAGCUUUCUGCGGCAGUUCCAGCUGCGGCCCGCCGAGCAGGUGCGCCUCACGCUCACGCCCGUCCAGGCGAAGCAGGGCUCGCUGCAUAUCGAGAUCUCCGGCCUGUGGCGCGACGUGAUCCUGUACGAGGUGCCGAUCAUGGCGAUCAUCAGCGAGGCGUACUUUGCCGUGUGCGACGUGGACUGGUCUCUCCAAGGCCAGCGCGAGCGCGCGUAUGCGAAGGGCCAGGAGCUCUUCCGGCACGGCAUCAAGCUGAGCGAGUUUGGCACGCGCCGCCGCCGCUCGUACGCUGCGCAGGACGUCGUCGUCGCGGGCCUCCUGCAGGCGCACCAGGAGGCCGUGGCGAGCGGCGACCCGGACGCCGGGCGCCUGCUCGGCACGAGCAAUAUCCUGCUUGCGCGCAAGUACGGGAUCCCGCCGAACGGCACGAUCGCGCACGAGUGGACGAUGGGCAUCGCCGCGCUACGGGGCUACGACCACAGCAACCGCACGGCGCUCGAGCUGUGGGAGCAGGUGUACUGCCCGCCCGCGUUCACGCCCACGAGCCCGAGCAACAACCUGACAAUCGCGCUCACGGACACGUUCAGCACGAAGGUGUUCUGGGAGGACCUGCUCGCCGACGAGCGCGGCAAGCAGAUCUUGCGCGACUGGCGCGGCCUGCGGCAGGACUCCGGCGACAGCACCGCGUUCGUCGAGCGCGCCGUCGCGAUGUACCGCCAGAUCGGCAUCGACCCCGCGACGAAGCUGAUCGUGUUCAGCGACGGCCUCACUGUCCCGCGCUGCGUGGCGCUCCAGGAGCUGGCGCAGCAGCACGGCAUCCAGGCCGGCUUUGGUACGCUGCCCCACUGA